AUGAAUACAGUGGCAUGUUUAUUUUCCAGUGAAAGCUGGGAAGAAUGUGCUCAGCGAGAAACCUUGGAAGAAGCAGCUCUUCACCUGAAAAAUGUUCGCUUUGCCUCAGUAGUGAACUCUUUCAUUGAGAAAGAAAAUUACCAUUAUGUUACUAUAUUAAUGAAAGCUGAAGUGGACUUGACUUAUGAUUCAGAACCAACGAAUGUGGAGCCUGAAAAAAAUGAAGGUUGGGAGUGGGUUCCAUGGGAAGAAUUCCCUCCAGUAGACCAGCUUUUCUGGGCACUCCGUUGCUUAAAGAAACAAGGCUAUAAUCCUUUUAAAGAAGACUUGAACCAUCUGGUGGGAUACAAAGGCAAUCAUCUCUAG
This is a messenger RNA of Elephantulus edwardii (Cape elephant shrew), 366 nucleotides long. It is a transcript of the gene NUDT15, whose product is annotated as nudix (nucleoside diphosphate linked moiety X)-type motif 15. NCBI's taxonomy places the organism in Eukaryota, Metazoa, Chordata, Mammalia, Macroscelidea, Macroscelididae. Gene Ontology annotation, molecular function: 8-oxo-7,8-dihydrodeoxyguanosine triphosphate pyrophosphatase activity. The coding region runs from base 1 to 366 and encodes 121 amino acids. Gene Ontology annotation, cellular component: cytosol. The record is from RefSeq and is a predicted model, not a curated record. The transcript is spliced from 2 exons. Gene Ontology annotation, biological process: dGTP catabolic process.